Molecule: messenger RNA, 3802 nt
Organism: Diachasma alloeum
Lineage: Eukaryota; Metazoa; Arthropoda; Insecta; Hymenoptera; Braconidae
Gene: brun
Product: protein brunelleschi
Exons: 4
Coding region: 209-3709 (1166 amino acids)
Cellular component (GO): trans-Golgi network
Source: RefSeq, a predicted model, not a curated record
UGACAGCACACUGGGCACAAUCAGCUGUGCCUGUCACCAUUAUUCACGUUUGUUGUCACUUAAUAACGCCCUCGCGAUAAGGAAAAACCGAAGGAAAACCACCUCCACCUCAAGUUCAGUGUCGUGGCAAUCGUCUGAGCGACGAUUCGCAAGCAAAACUCGUGAAAAGCCCUCGCAAUGUCGAUGAAAUAAGAAAAUUAACGGGAAUAUGUCUCAGCCAGACUAUGAGCAGACGACCCACGACCACGCGGCCCUCCUGGUCCUCCUGAGGCCCAUCGGCUCCCAGAUAAAGCAGAAGACACUGCUGAGACUCUGCGAGAGGAUUAUCAAGAGCGGGAGUACACUCACCAUCCCUGAGUCCUCUGGAGCGACUCGGGAGAUUUACGUGAGGUUCGUCAAAGAUCAUCCGGUGGAAAACAGCGACUGGGGGGACUUUCAGACCCACAGGAAACUCCUGGGACUCUUCACGUUUGGGAAGUAUGAGGAUCAGACGGAGUUGAAUGAACUUUGCAGGCUGCAUGAGACUUUAAAGGUAAAAUACAUGUCAACCCUCUACGAUUCCCGAGCGAUUCUCUUCGGACCAGCGGAGUCCCCCACAGUAAACGAGCCCCCAAAAGAUUUCACGACCCCCUCAAACUUCAAGACCCGAGCCGCCUUUUACGGGGACGACCAAUGUCCCACCCUUGAAUCUCAAGUAAUUGAUUGUCUGCACUCCCUCUUCUGGAUUCUCGAGGCCCAGAGGCUAAAGAGAUCCAGAGAGAAGAUAGACCGCGUACCGCUGCUGAUGGCCGCCUUCGAAAAGAAAGACUUCAUAGGUCUGGACCUCGAGUCCAGGAACAACCGGAAACGCUGCUUCGGCAGGAUGACAAAACACCUGGGGGACCUCUGCCUCCAAGCGGGUCUGUGUGCAGACGCUCUAAACAACUACACCUCCGCCGUAGGCAUCCUGCAAGGGGUCAACGACUGGCUGUGGCUGGGGGCAGCCUACGAGGGUCUCUGCGCAGCCUCCUCCCUCGUCCUCUACCCCAACCUCCGGAGGAACCUCCCCCUCCAACGAAACUCCUCCCUGCAGGAAGGAUCUCCAGGCAAGAAUCGACGCGGCUCGCAGCCCCUGCCAGCCCUUCCCCUGCCCCCCUCAAUCGAAGAGCUCAAAGUCCAGAUGCCACACAUCCUCCCACCUGAAGAUAUCCCCGAGAAGUACUCCAAAGCGAUUGUCCACUACAGCAAGUACCAAAACGCUGGUAUAAUCGAGACUGAGGCGAGUUUCAAAGCCACCAGAAUCUCAAUCGAGCAGAACUGCACGAUCCAAGCGGCAUCCUUCCUCAACAACGUCGUCUUCAACAACAUCGACUGGAGUGAACAGGAGAAGAUCGACAGAUUCACGAAGCUCUCGGAGCUGUUCUCAACCAUCGGCUUCGCCCGGAAGGCCUCCUUCUGCAUGAGAUUAGCAGGAACUAGACACAUCUCCCAGAAAAAUCCGAACCCCGACUGGCAGCAGUGCUACAACCUAGUCCUGCAGUCCUGCCCAGGGUUCAAAUUGUCCUUGGACCCUGCGGAGAUGCCAAGCAAUCGUAGGCGAGGCUGGCCGGCGAUUCAGAUUAAGAUCAUCAACGAACUGAUUGUCGCUGCAAACAGAAUGGGAAACCUUGCUCUGGCCACCAGACACAUGACCUUUCUCCUUCAGACGAUGUUCAAUUACCUGACGCCGUCUGAACGACGAGAUGCCGCGCUGCAAUUGCAGAGCGUCGCACAGCAGUGUGAGGGCGCCCCGGUGCUUCUUGUUCUCCCAUCCGGAAUUGUCAUUCCCCCGGCGAAUCUGACGAACAUUCCGAGGACGAGAUCGUUUGUUUUGAAGAAUCUCCAGCCCCACCUCCAGCCGCAGAAGAUCGAGAGGGUCAAGGAGGAUCACGGACCCUUCCUCUUCACGCCCAUCAAUUUUGGAUCCUUGGAGAGACGGACUAAGUCGAAAAGCAAAGUUGAUUACCUGUGGGUUGAGGGAGACGUCUGUGAGGUGUCGCUGCAACUGGUCAAUCCUCUUCCGUUCGAGCUGAAUGUCUCUAAUAUGAGACUGUUGACGAAUGGAAUCGUCUUCGAUCCUCUUCCAGAGAGCAUCACACUCCCCGCUGAGUCCGGACCCAUCGCGGUCACCCUCGCGGGGACUCCGAAGGAGAUCGGGGAGCUGGAGAUCUUGGGGUUCAGUACUCAUACGCUAGGCGUCAAAUCGAAUUGCAGAUUGAGGAGCAUGGAGGGCAUGCCCCAUCCUCAGUACUCUGUGGAAGUUGUUCCUAGUCUACCGAAGAUCGACGUGGCGACCAGUCUUCCCCAGACUGCGAGCUUCUCGUCUGGCGAGAAUAUCGUCACGAGCGCUAGCAUAUCUCUUUACGGGGGUGAGAGUGCAGAAUGCACCAUCACCAUUACGAAUGUUGGACAGGUGCCCAUAGAGAUGAUCGAGGUCUCCAUUAAGUCGGCCCUGGACGCAUUGACAGAGUCCAGAGUCUUCAAGUGGAGUGAUGAGAACCUGAAGACUCAGCUGCCUCUCCAGUCUGGGACUUCAGCCAGUCUCACGCUUUAUCUUUACGCUGACACGAACUUUGUCGUGCCGAAUAAUAAGAUGAAUAGCUCUUUUGGGAAGGGUUCUCUGGGGAAUUCCUUGGGGAACUCUGGGAGCAAGUCCUUGCCGUCGAGACUGACGCCGUCCCAUCACACAAAGAGGCAAAGCGGACUGACUUCCUCCAUGCGCUCCGCGUUGAGCUCACACUCCUCCAGUUCUUCGAGCUCGGGGAAUUCCCGAGUUUCGAAACUAGCGACGCCUGUGGUGGCGUCCAACAUCACUGAGGGACAGCUGAAGAUAAGGUAUUCUGGGGCGAAGGGGCUGACCGCUGGGUUCUGCAGGGUCUCAAGUGUCUUCAUUACUAUUGAGAUGCUGCCCAGUGUCCAGAUCACCAGUUGGGAUGUACUUCCGGCUGAAACUCCCUCGCAGUUCUAUCUCGUACUCGAUGUCACUAAUAUGACUAAUCAUGAGAUGGAGCUGCAUUACACGCAGAGCAAGUGCAUCUAUAUGGAGGGGAGGGAGUCCUGCAGGAUCCCAGUGCCAGCGAACAGGUGUCCUUUGAGCAAGCUUGCGGUGAUGAGUGAGGGGGAGCUGCAGAAGAUUUGCGCGGAGCAUAUUGCGGGCCUGGUGGACCUCAAGUGGCAGUUGCUGGGGACUGAUGCUACGGGGAAGGCGGGCAUUGCGGGGAUCUCUUUCACGCAGGAUAUGCUAGAUCUUGUGAGGAUGAGUCCACUCCAGUGGGAGGUAAUCAUCAAUGACACUGCCGUCAAACCACAAGACGAAAUAACAUGCGGAUUAGGAGAAUGCGUGAGCAUAGGAGUUGGUGUCUGCAAUGCUCUGGAGCAUCCCCUCAGUGACUUGAGUUUAUCGAUCAAUUUCUAUCAGGAUCAUCACAAUGGAGUUAACAAUUAUCGAUUGGACACGAGAUUAUCAAUUGCCGGGGCCAACAAAGUCAUGCUUCCAACGUUGCAGGAAUAUGGAAGAGCCUAUCACGAGUGUCGUGUCGUAUUCUUCACAGCUGGACAGUACAAAAUAGAUAUUCAAUGCAGUAGUCAAAAAACAAUUUCCAAUUCAAGCAGCAUAUGUUCGGAUAUCAUGAAUGCAGGCCACAUUUGGAGGUAUAUACCACCAAUUGAAAUUGCUGUAGAUGAUUCAUAAUGUUAAUAGUGAUUGUUUAUUGCCGUUGAAAGUGUCAUCACAAUUAUUGCCUGUGAAAAUAUUUAUAAGCUUAAUAAAGAUGAUUUUCUAAAA